UCGUUCAUGGGCCUCUCCUUAAGGCCAGUCCAAAAGUCUGCCUGUCAGAUGAAAAGAUAGACAUCGCGGUGGUGUGGAGGCAAGAGCAGGAGGGUGGGCCUGUGAUCAGUUCCCUCCCAGCCACAGGCCACAUCCUUGAGUGGCCGUCACCCACCCUAACAUCCUGGUUAGAACCUCCACUCUGGCUCCCUCAGCCCUCCACGCCAGGUGCCGCAGGAGUUAAAUCUCAAACCAGCCUUUCCCGGGAGAAAGGGAGAACCUGAGCCCGGGUGUGCUCAAGGCCCCAGAAAAGGCUGCAUUGUCUGUGAAAUAGCGGUUUCGCAUUAAAAGCAUCUGUCUCCAGGAUUGCUAAGCCCCUAAUGGGGAGGCAGUGAAUGGGUGGUCGUUUAGAUACUAAUGAGCUGAGAUUUUUAUUAAUUUAAAUUCAAAAAAAAUUUUGGUUUUUUGGCCACGCCACACGGCUUGUGGGAUCUUAGUUCCCCAACCAGGGAUGGAACCCGGGCCCUGAGCAGUGGAAGCGUGGAGUCCUAACUACUAGACCACCAGGGAAUUCCCUAAAUUUAAAUUUUAAUGACUGAUUUAAACAUACUAAUCAAAGGGGGUUCUAUCGGAGCUUCUUUAUCCUAGCCGAGUGGUUCUUAAGUUUAGGGUGUGCAUCAGAAUCACCUGGAGGGCUCGUGAAAACAGGUUGCUGGCCCCCUACCAUGGAGUUUCUGAUUGGGUAGAUGAGAGAUGGAGCCUGAGAACUGGCAUGUCUCACACAUUUCCAGAUGAUGCUGAGGCUGCUGGCCUAGGGACCACACUUGCGGAACCACUGUCCAGGUCCUGCUACACAAAGCGUGGUUCCCAAACCAGCAACAUGGGUAUCGCCUGGGAGUUGUUAGCAAUGCAGAAUCUUGAGCCCCACUGAACCAAAAUCUGCUGUUUAACCAGAUCCCCAGGGGAUUCCUAUACACAUUAAAGGUUGGGACACUCCAAGGCAGUGCUUCCCAUACUUGCUAGUCAAAGGAAUCUCUUGGAGUGUUUAAGAUUCAAAUGUUGGGGCUGCUCCUCUGGUGACUUGGAUUCGGAAGACGUGGGGGAAUCCCAGGAAUCAUACUAACAGGCCCCUCAGGUGAUUAUAAUAGACCAGGUAAGCAUGGGAAACUCCUGCUCAUUUAGCUUGGUUCUGUGUUCCUUGGAUCAGACCAAGCCACACAGUCAGAGAGAAACCUCUCCCUCCAGGAUCAUGACGAGGCAGCUGCUUCUCCCCCAUAAACCGGAACUUGGGGAAGGUGGCUCCUCGACGGUCUGUGAUGCCGUCAGAGGAAACGGGUGGUUGUGAGAACCACAGAGCCUGCAGAUGUGAGCUGGGAGCCCCAAGGACCCUGUGACAGAGCUUGAAGAGCCCUGGGCCUGCUUCCUGGCCUGGCUGUGCUUGGGAGGGCCAGCCAGUUGGAGGUGGGGCUCCUUUCCCAUCCCCGGGGUACAGACUGCUGACCACAGGCAGAUGCCAAGCUCCCCAAAGCAAUAUCGAGAGCCUCUCCCUGAAGACUCCCAGGCUAAGAGGGUCCCGGGUGACCUAGGACGAAGGACAUUGGCCGACUUCCAGAAGGGGCCCCCCAAAGCCCUAACCUCUUCAGCUAAAGCAUGCGUCUUAGCCGAGCCCCUGCCCCAAGCCUCUGAUGACAGGAAAACAGUAAGUAUGCUUGCUUUUUGUUUUCCGACGGCCUUGGGACUGUGAGGAAGGAUGGUCCCCUCAAGACUGGGAGUGGGCUUUACGGUUGGGACAGAGCGUCAGUGGAUAAGAGGAGUCUAGAUUAUAACUUCUGAAGACACGUUCAGCUCUAGAGUCUACAAUUCUUCUUAAAAGGGUGAUCUUUCUCAGUUGAAAGGGAGGGAGGUCUCCUUUCAGCUCAAUCCAAAUUUAUCACUUACGCCGCCACAGAGAAAUUAUCUGCAGAAAGUUAUCUUCAGAAAAACACAAAAGACGCGGAUUGUAGAUCCAGCUGUGCACUAACCCGCUACGAACAGUGAGCACGAGGUUGCUCUCCCUGGGCCCCGGGCCUUGUUUUGAAUGGCAUUCAAACCCUGCCGACCUCUCAAAGGGUCAAGUACUGUGGUCAAAACACCAAAUGUUCCACGUGCUGACCGCGGCUGCCUUUAAUUCUUCGCUUCCGCCCAUGCCUGGGUCCCCUAGAAAGUGCCUACCUAACAUGUAGUAAGUUGUUCAGAUACUUAGACAAUUAUGAUUAGAUUCUUAAAAGUUGGGGCCAGUACUAUCCCCCCCUUCUAGGUCUGCCCACCCACGGUCUUCACUUUGCCCCUAGAAGGCCUCCUGACAUUGACGGGACCAGGUGAAGGGAGCUGGCAGAGUGCUGGGGGCUCUGCCGGCCUGAGUGCAGGGUUCUCCUGCCUCUCGGGCCCAGCCCCCGGCGCCACCUGCAGCGGGGAGAAGUCUCUGGGUUCAGUGUGGUUGGUGACUGUCUUGCUGAAGCAGGGGAAAGGAGACUAACCUCUGCUGAGCACACACUCCGUGCCAGGCCCCUCAGCUUCUCCUCACAACCCCUUCGAGUCAGUAUUAUCCCAGAUUCACCAGUGAGACUCAGAGAAGUUACACGCUUUGCCUGAGGUCACACAGCUCGAGCUUGGUUGGUCUGAAUCACUCGUGCUCCCCAGGAAUGAUCUCUCCCAGGGAUUUUCUGGACCCCUGUCCGCAUAGUUAAGCACAGAGCAUGUGCCCCAUACCCAAGGGGAAAGGACUAUUGAAAACCCGGCCUGAAGGGGUGCCUUGGCAUUGAGGGAAGCAGAGACCCCAGGAGGCAGCAGCACCAUCUCGGGCUGCCAAGCCUUCAGGAUCCCAAAGUCGGAGCAGGAAGCGGCUGCCGGGAGCCAUUCCCUAAUGGUGGGCCUGUUUUGUGUUAAAGAGCUCUCCUGUCCCGUGAAUACGGAACUCCCCAGGGAGGCAGGAGCAAACAUGCCGUCAUCCGCAUGUGGACGGCACGAGACUACAGACAGCUGUUCCAUUCUCCAGGGCCGGAUCCUUGCUCCUCAGACAGGAAGGCCCGUGAGGCCAUGGGAGUCACUCCACCAUCAUGACGGACACCCGUCCUCACCCAGGUGUGGGAAAAGGGUCAAAGGCAAGGAUGGAGCCUGCUCUGUCCCUAAACUGGUAUAAUUAUGCCUUGUCUCUAACGAAGAGACUGAAAACCGUCUGAAAGAAUGAAACCAUCUCCCUACAACAUCUUAAUACGUAUAGUGUUUGAAAAAAUCGGCAUUACCCUGGAAACCUGGGAAUUUAAAUUAUUCUAAGGAUAAGACACCUGUCCAAAGAGCUAAUAAUCACUUCGUCCAUUUAGAUAAUGUGUAUCAAGUGCCUUCCGUGGGUGAAAAUGCUGAGGAAAUGGGCAGAGAGGUCCUUGUUCUCAACAAGCUAUAGAAUAAUGGCUCAUUAUACAAGCACCCAAGUAUGUGAAUAGUUAAAACUUGGGUAGAGCACAACAGGGAGCCCCGAGAGGGAGAAAAGGGAAGGUCCCCAGGCAUGGCCUCUGGGGAAGUGCCACUCGGAGCGUGAAAGAGGAAAAGCAGGCCCUGACCUGGCUCUUCACGUGCGCUCUCUCUCAGACCCGUAUGGUGGGUAUCGUUAUCCCCAUUUUUCAGAUGGAGGCAAAGAGAAGGAAGUGGUUCGACAACCAAUCCUGUAAAGGCUUGCAAGUCAUCACUAUGUCACACAGUCUCCCAGGCGUCUUACUUUGCCCUGUGACACCAGUAACAGUGUGCUCAGUGUCACCUUAGCACGUGAGACAUGCCAGCUAGCUCCCAAGCCCCCUCAGAUUCCCCUUGCCCACCUAGCUGUGGGUCCUGGUGUGCCUGGAGUGAACUCUGUCCUGUCACUGGCCCCUGCCGCCCAGUGGCAGAAUGUGAUCCCAGGUCAGGCAGUGGUUCUGAGUAGACAUAGGAGUGAUCAGCUAGGGCUGGGGGAUUCGGGGAAAACUUCCUGGAGAAGGGUGGGAUCCAGACAGGCCCGAAGUGGAAAAAGGGUCUUCCAGUAAUGGGAGGGGGCUUCACACACGCAAAGGCCCAGGAACAAAGAAUGGAGCACGGCUACAGUGUAGCAGAGAUGGGAGGCAAAGAAAACAGGGUCCGGUUUGCAGAAAGCCUUAACCGUCUGGUGGAGGGGCUGGAACCUGGUCCUGAUGGGAGGGAUCUCAUUUGCUUGUGUCAACAAGGAGGUCAGCAGGGCUGAGCUGGGGAGGGAGGGUGUCUGGGCACCAGGCUGGGAGCCAUGGCUCUGUCCCCAUCACAGCAUCUCUUUCAGAUUUCUCUUGGUGAUGCACUUCUGAGUGUUCUGCUGAGGAACGAUGGGAAGUCAGCCCAGCAGGGGGAAAGCCCUUCCAAGCCCAAGCCUGAGCCCCUGUGUGCAAGGCCAGGGGCCUGAGCCCAUGCAAGCAGAGAGGAGCAAGGCCAAAGCUGUGGCCUUGGGCAGUUUCCCAGUAGGCGAGCAGGCAGAGCUGUCUCUGAGACUGGGGGAGCCAUUGACCAUCAUCUCUGAGGAUGGAGACUGGUGGACGGUGCUGUCGGACAUCUCAGGCAGAGAGUACAUCUGCCCCAGCAUCCACGUGGCCAAAAUCUCCCAUGGGUGGUUAUAUGAGGGCCUGAGCCGGCAGAAAGCUGAGGAACUUCUGCUGCUGCCUGGAAACCCAGGAGGGGCCUUCCUCAUCCGGGAGAGCCAGACCAGGAGAGGCUGUUACUCCCUGUCGGUCCGCCUCAGCCGCCCUGCAUCCUGGGACCGGAUCAGACACUACAAGAUCCAACGCCUUGACAAUGGCUGGCUGUACAUCUCACCACGCCUCACCUUCCCCUCACUCCAGGCUCUGGUGGACCAUUACUCUGAGCUGGCGGAUGACAUCUGCUGCCUACUCAAGGAGCCCUGUGCCCUGCGGAGGGCCGGCCCACCCCCUGGCAAGUCCAUACCUCUACCUGUGACUGUGCAGAGGACACCACUCAAUUGGAAAGAGCUGGACAGCUCUCUCUUGUUCUCUGAAGCAUCUGCCACAGGGGAGGAGUCCCCCCUCAGUGAGGGACUCCGGGAGGCCCUUAGCUCCUACAUCAGCCUGACUUAUGACAUCUCCUUGGACGAUGCCAAGGCCCAAAGCAGAGACCGAAAGGGGAACCAAGGCUGCAGCACCUAGAACCCCAACUCAGCUCAGCCUGACUGAGCACCCCAGAGGCAAAGACUGUGCAGAGUGAGGGGAGGGCUGGGACGCAGAGGCACAGCCAGAGUCCCACCUCUAUCCUCUGUUCCUUCCUCUCUCAGCCCUAAGAAGUCACCUAACCUCCUCCCAGUGCCAUGACCCGACCUACAGCCUCUAGUUCAAGUAAAGACCAGUUAAGAACAGGGCCAGGACUCCAGAGAGACUAGAUGUCCUCGGUGUGACCCAGCCAGUUCCCGAGUUUGGGAGUCCCAGUACCACCUUCCUCCCUCUGCCUGUCGAGUCGAGUCUCAUUCUACAUCCCCACAACCACUCGCACAAGGCAGAGAACGCCCACUAGCAUCAAGGAGAAAAAAAUAAUCAUUUAAGGAAAACUGACCAGUCUCAUUCAGAAUGCCACCACACCUCAGAAGGUAGAACUACGGCCUAGAAGGGACAGGAAGAAGAGGGGAUGGGUGGCUUAGACGGCAGCAGAACCUGAGCUCUCCAGCUUCCACCUGACCGCCACGGCAAAGAGCAGGACCUCUGACUGUCCAGGUCCUCCACGUCCCCAUUAAGCCCCUUCUCUGGACAGUCCUAGCUCUCAGAUCUUUCAUCUUGUGGCUCAUCGUUUGAACCUGGCUAAGCCUUCUUGGCUACAACAGCCUUGCCGUCUUGUAGCCAAAUGCAAAAGACACCACCCGAGCCUAGCACACCGCAGUGAGCUCAGUCACGUCUCUCAGUGCUGAGCCGGGGCAUCAGGGCAUCAGGCGGUAAGCCCUCCCUCCACAAAGUCAAGGCCACAGCCUACACCAACUCCAGCCCUUGACUUCCCUGCUGCACAUUAAGGGAAAGAAGCCUGGAUAGAGCUGUUAAGGGAGCAGGGAGAGGAGGAAGAGGGAAGGGGGAAGAGGGAAGGGGAUGGGAGGGCACCACCUCUAUUGCUCCUAUUGGGUUCUGAGGCUAGAGGUGAGGUUGGAAAGGCUUUACCAGGUAUCACCAACAGGGGCUCAAUUAAAGAUCUGAUUUAUUCAAGUAUCUGAAAACAUUCUACAACGAAAACUGUUAUUAGAUGCUGCUUGUACUGUGCUAUGGACCACGCACAUACUGCCAUACUGUUUUCAGAAGACUUGAAAUGCCAAUGUUUGAUAUAGUUUAAAAACCGUACACCUGAUGGAAAAGGAAGACAAUUUAAUGUUUCAUCCGGAUCCAGAUGUGCACCAAAUUACAGGACAGCUCCAAUCGGCCAACAGGUGUUUCAUGAUGGUAUCCAAGAAGAAACGGUUGGUGAUGGACAAUUCAGAAAUGCUUCCCCAAAAGGUGGAUGGUUCUUUAAAAAGUUUCAGGUCACAACCCUUGCAGAAAACACUGACGCCCAACACACUGAUUCUCGGUCCAGGAAACACGGGUCUUCCAGGUUCCGCGUGGCUGGGGUGCCCCCCAACAAUCGUGUUUCUGUGGUGUAACUAAGAGGGUCCUUUGGACCAGACAGGGAGCAGGUGGGGACUGUGCACCGUCAGUCAUAGUGGAUGGCAGUGUAAAAGAUGAUCCAAAUGACCUAGAGAGGAAACAAGCAAUGUUCAUGGGCUCCCUCACCAACAGGGUCAACACAGGCUCCCAUUCCACAAAACAAAAGCAUCCUAAGAAUGUGCGCACAGUGUACUUCCCGGGGGCUAUCCAAUGCAUAAGCUGCUUGGGACAAGAGCACUGAAAUCAAGCUGUCUCUAAUAGAGCCCAGGACCACCGUCCUGUGCUCCCAAAGGGACCCUGGACAAGUCUCUCCCCUUGCCAAACAGAGACCAGAGUGCGAGGGCUUAGAGUUAUAGGUGUGGAAAUGAUACAGGUAAAGCAAACUGUACUGCUAGUAAGUGUUAGCAUUAGCAACAAACGUGAAAACAAAACUACAUCAUAUCCUGUCAGCUUCAUAUCAAAUAAAGCAGAGGUUCUCAAACCUGACUCGCCUUUGCAAUCUCGUGGGCUCUUUAAAAACAUACAGAGAGAUGCCUGGGCGCCACCUCCCAGAGAUUCUGAUUUCGUUGUUUGGGCUAGGUUCUAUAAUUGUUUAAAAAUAACUUUGAGGUAUAAUUCAUAUUUCAUGACGUUUACCCUUUUAAAGUAUACAAUUCAGAGGUUUUUUAGUAUAUUCAGAGUUGUGAAAACAUUUUGGAGCAUUUGCGUCACCCUGAAGACAACAUCUAUUCCCAUUAUCAGUUACUUCCCAU
Messenger RNA from Globicephala melas (long-finned pilot whale), 7393 nucleotides. It is a transcript of the gene SLA2, whose product is annotated as Src like adaptor 2. The record is from RefSeq and is a predicted model, not a curated record. Gene Ontology annotation, biological process: signal transduction; regulation of MAPK cascade. Gene Ontology annotation, molecular function: phosphotyrosine residue binding; epidermal growth factor receptor binding. NCBI's taxonomy places the organism in Eukaryota, Metazoa, Chordata, Mammalia, Artiodactyla, Delphinidae. Gene Ontology annotation, cellular component: nucleoplasm; plasma membrane; cytoplasm.